Molecule: messenger RNA, 8036 nt
Organism: Pseudonaja textilis
Lineage: Eukaryota; Metazoa; Chordata; Lepidosauria; Squamata; Elapidae
Source: RefSeq, a predicted model, not a curated record
GCAAGUUGCUGGGCGUCAGGGAGAGGUGCCAUCUUAGAAGAGGGCAGCGUUAACGGCGACGACGGGGAGUUUAAUCUUCGCCUUUCAGAGAAACGGUCGAAGCGCGGUGCUGCGGGAACCGAGAGUUUGCUGUCGUGGUCGUCGUCACAUUCUCGGGGUUCGGUAAAGUCCCUGCGCAUGGGUGACAAAGACCUGGGUCCCCUCCCCUGUGUCCGAUGUAAGGCCAGCGGCUUCCUUGCGUAUAAUUUAUGGAAUUCUUUUUCGUCAGGGACGCCUUCCUCUCUAGGCCCCGGAGUCUGGGCCUCGGCCUAUGCUUAUUUCCGGCUUUUCCUGAGCUCUGCUUUACGUUCUCGCCUUAACUUUCCGUUUAACGCCCAUUUCCUAAUUUCUGCAAACGGUCUUUUGAUGUUUUAUUGAUUUAUUAAUUUAAUUUGAAUCUCUUCUCCCGCUCCCCAGCCCAGCCCGCCUGGAAACCCACCCCCCUUUUUUUUACAUUUUUUAGGUAAGCGGUACAGCAUUACCACUGUAUUCCUAGGCCAGCCCCUUCCUUUUAAUCUUUCUUUGGUUAAAUAAUUGUUUUUAACCCCAUUCCUUAGUCCUUUAAGGGUUUGGAGGGAAAAACAACUAGCAAACAUUGUGAAUUUGGGAGUUUAAAAAUUCCUUACCUGAUUAUUUAUAGGCAGUGCUUGUUUAAUAAUCAUAUUUUUUAACAAAAAUAGAAUAGUGCUUAUUGUAAUAGAGACAUUGGAGAUUUGCUAGAAUAGCAAGGUUAAUAUUAGGAUAAUUAUACUUCCACAAGAUGUCAUUUCACUAGUGAUGUCCUUUGAUUGCAAGAUGUUUUGCAUUUAGGAAGUAAUUAGUAUUAUACCUACUAGGUUUGUUUUUUUAAAAAAAAAGUUUUUCUAGGAUACAGUAAUUAUAGUGGAUUAGAAAAUGCAGUUCUUUCUAGAAUGCAGUUUGGCACAAAGAGACCCAAAACAGUUUAUUAAUCUAAUAGAAAGUAGUAUUUUAUUAGCGUUUGCUGUAGGUUAACAGAUUUAUUUCCUGUAUUAUUUUUUUUUAAAAAUCCUUUCAACCCACCACCCACAUAUGCAUAAACAGAGUAGUACACUUUAUCUGACUUUCUUCCUCAAUGUGAGUUUGAUGCCUGGUAGCUACAGGAACAGAUCCAUGCAGGGUUUUUUGCCGACUGUGUGAAAGUAUUUUAUCAUUGCCUUCUGUAGCAGUGUAAGUGCAGCAAACUGGAGACUGCAGAGCUGUUAUAAAAGAAAGCUGGGCCAUAUCUGGAAGAACUUUCUUUUAUAAGAAGUAAUAUGGUAAAAUCGUAUUGUUGGAAUUGCUUGUUUCUUAAAUGAAGUUUUCCAUGCUUGAUAUUUAGUUAGCAAGUGCACAGUGGCAUUAGAUUAGCUACAAGGGUAUAUAAAAAGAAAAUGCUGGCUAUCACUGGAUAGCCUCUGUCUAAACAAAAAAGCUGUGACAAAACAAGCAAAAUGUGUAGUCCUGAACAUGAUGACCUAUUUUGCCUGUUUUCCUGGCAUAUAGAACACACCAUCAACAGGAAUUGCAUUCUAGAAGGGCAGUGUGCUGUAACAUAUAAGGCAGAUUCUAUAGAAUUUUAAAAGCUAUCUAAUAUGUAAUAUCAAGCACUUUUGUGAGCCAGAGUGGACUUUACUUAAUAUUUGUAUUGGUAGUGAUUAAAAAAGCCUGUAAUGUAGUUACAGGGCAAAGAAUCUUCAUUUUAUUCUGAAUUUACAUUUUAUUUUCUAUGUUAUUUCAUCAGUUGAAAGCUUAAGUGUGAAAAUAUGCCUAUUUUAUAGGCUGUCUCUUAUAGAAUAAAAAGGUAGAAUACAAAAGGAAUUUAUAAGUGAUUAGUGCUAUCCUUGUAUAUGUGCCUUGUUCAGCCCUUUGAGAUGGUUAGAUAUUUCUGAUCAGUCUAUUGCUCUUCUCUCCAAGACCUGCAAAAAGGCUUUCAUAGCAAGCAUACAUUAAAGGUAGUGUUUGAUAUAUGCAAACAUUAUUGUAAUCAAAUCUCCCCCAUCAAAACGCUGUUAAGAUUUGCUGCCCUUGGCAAGUGUAGUAGUUGAGGAAAGACUUAAUUAGUUGCAACAAUUAUGAAAGCAUAAAAACAACGUACAUUGAUAAAUACUGUCCUGUAUAUUGGUAGGGAUAGCUGAGAAAUUGGAUACCAGUACUUUCAAGACAACAAAUCUCUCCACUCAAGACAUAAGGUCAGAUCAUAUUUUCACAGUUUUGAUUAAAUUUUACUUAGAGCUUUGGCAGUUAUGUAAAUUAGUGCUGUGAAAUGGCAAGUUAAUUAGCAGAAUGAUAGCUCUAAUUUUGGCUGUUUUGAACAGUUUAAAAUGUAGCUGAAAAUAUUCCCUAUAGAGUAUUUACUGUUAGGCACAAAGGAUCAGGACUGUAUGUCAAGCCUAUAGGCUCAAGCCUAUAUAAAAGAAUCUAAUCAACUAAAGUCGGUAUUAAAUUGACAUCAGAUAAUGGUCAAUGGAAUUCAAGAGGGAUUGGACUUUGCCCGUUAGUGGCAACGUCUUUAAGCUGAUGACAUGCUUAAUUCUACUCCUCAGCUCUGCAUUCUCUUCGAUAUUUACAGCUUAAAAGAAUUGUGUAAACAUACGGUAGAAACAUCCUGUGUCAUCUGGACAUGCGAAUUGUUGAUAUUUCAUAGUCAAGUGGAGCAACUUGAAAUGAGCAGAAAAAUUAGAAUCUGGGAGCUUCUGCCUUUAGAUUAUUCACUUUAUAUUGCUAGAAAUAGCAGUUCCCCUCCAGAAUGUUAAUGGCCCUCUUUAGGAUUUUGUACCAACCAAACUAAAAAUUACUCAGCUAAAAAUGCAAUUUAAAUACAGAAAUUGACUUCCCUGCUGUCAAAGAUACAAAUUUAUUUUUGCAGUAAGAAAUAAUUGUUUUCACAUUCUUUAAAACAGUUGGAUUUUAAUGCAGCAGUGGAACAGUUCAAUAGUUCUGGCUUAAUCCACAGGGUAACAAGUCAUUUGUUACCCAAGUUGGAAAGAUGGUAUGUUCUUAAAUUACUUGCAACAAAUGGUAUGCAAAAUGCUUGGGAUAUGUACUAAAUGGACAGGUACCAUAAUACUUUUCCCCAAAUUAUUCAGUGUAUAUGAAAAUGAAAUGCUCCUAACAUUAUUUUAAUUUUGCUUGUUAUGGUGCACCUAAACUUUGUGCACCUAAAGGACAACUUUUUCUACCAUUUAAAGACAGUUAAAUCUAUUGUUUUUAAAAUAUACAUAUUUUGUUUAAAAUAGAAUGAUUAUGGAAAUAAUAAUAUGUAUUUGACAGAACCUUUUUCCUUCAUUCAGAUUUUUCCAUCUGGAGCACUAGUAUCAUUUUGUGGCAGCAAGACAAGUUUAUGCAUAAAAAAAGAAAUGCAAAUAAAAGCAAUUUUACAGAUGCUGUUUCUUAAAUUCCUAUUGUUGAAUUUCAACACAGACAAUAUAUUUUUUAAAAAAAACAUCUCUCUACUCUUUUAGAGUUUGGGAAAUAUCAUACUAUGAAUAUCCAAAGGCAAAUUAUUUUGUCUGGAGUAAAACUUUCCAACUUACUAUUCUACAUUCAUUAAAAUUACAUAUGCAAAAUUAUAUUUGGAAAGAAUAAAUUCUGAUUUACACACCUUAUUUGCUGUGUGACUGUAAAAACAUUGUUAGGAUGUUAGCUCAGUGACAUCCUUUCAAUCUUAUUGCUGACAAGCAGCACCUUUUUUUUUCAGGGAAAUGUUGCACUGACAACAAGAGAACAAAAUAAAAUUAUUUUAAAAAAUGAAUAGGUUGGACAUAAAAUGCUUUAUUUUCUUAAUGUUAUUCUGCCAAAUAUAUUGCUUUGCAGUUGCAAAUAAUACUAUACAAAAGAUUUACCCAUUUAAUCUAAAAAAUGUCACAAGGCACAUGUAUGUGUAAGGUUUGACAUGCAGUAUGAAUAUAUCUAUGUUUGUACUGUAUGAUAAACUAUUCAUCUAAAAAUUUAAUUACAUGGAAGUUUGAUUUGUUGAAAUGCAGAUUAUUAAUACUGCUCUUGCUUAUACAUUUUUACAUGUAUAAACACAUAAUAUGCAACUUUAUGUGUAUAUAUACAUGUCUGACUUUAUAGCUACUUUAUUUUUACUAUGCAGUUAAUAAAGAUCGGGGAAGAUUUUUUUCUUUUUUUCAAUAGGUGAAGAGAUCUUGAAGACCAGAAAUUGAAACAUUGUGUUUUAAUUAAAAAAAAAAAAAUACUGGCUGUGGAAGACGGAUCUUCUUUGCAGCUGGUUUGAAACAGAAGUUCCUCUUUAAAUGAACUAUUUAUUUUGAAGAGGCAAUUAACCACUGUUUCCAGCUUCCCUGGCUAUUCAAAUGGACUUACUUACUCCAAUAGUUUUAAUUCACCCUUUAUCUGAAUUUUGAAUUUGUGUCCUUGGCAAUGUGAGGAAGAAAAGUCUUUAUAUCCCGUUGCUAUUUUAUGGAUUGAGUGUUGAUUCGACCUACAGGAGAAAAAUAACUGGAAGUAUUUGAAGAUAGUAUUUGCUGGUCAUACCAAGGAUUAUAUUUUAAAGAAGAUAUUGCUAAAUCUGGUAUAGAAGAUUGUGCCAUUUUAAACAUCGUUGUGAUUAACCAUCACUGAAAAAUAACAAAAUUGUAUUCAGCCAUUUGUUUCUACACUUUAAGCUUGAAGGAAAUUAAUUUGAAUAUGUCUAACAAAGGAGAUGAUUGUUAUUUCUAUUUCUACUCUACUUGUACAAAGGGGGAUAAUUGCCCUUUUCGUCACUGUGAAGCUGCCCUUGGAAACGAAACUGUGUGUGUGCUCUGGCAGGAAGGUCGAUGCUUCAGGAGUAUUUGCCGCUUUAGACACAUGGAGAUUGAUAAAAAGCGCAGCGAAAUACCAUGCUAUUGGGAGAAUCAGCCAUUGGGCUGUCAGAAAUUGAACUGUGCUUUUCACCACAACAAGGGACGUUUUGUGGAUGGGCUUUUCUUACCUCCAAGCAAGACUGUUCUUCUAAAUGUGCCUGAGUCUCCAGAAGAGGAGAUGAAGACUGCGCAACAAAGCAAGCUUUCUGUUCAGUCCAACCCAUCACCUCAGUUGCGUGGGGUGAUGAAGGUGGAAAAUUCUGAAAAUGUUCCCAGUCCCACACAUCCACCGGUUGUUAUUAAUGCAGCAGAUGAUGAUGAAGAUGAUGAUGAUCAAUUAUCUGAAGAAGGUGAUGAAUCUAAAAUGCCUACUCAACAACCACCUACAGAAAGUCCAAAUGGAUUGAGGAUAAUUUCUACUCGGAAAUCAGUGACUAGUGCAAAUCAAGAUAAAGAUAAAAGUUUGAAUUUUGGGAUCAAAACUCUUGAAGAAAUAAAAUCAAAGAAAAUGAAAGAAAAAUCAAAGCAGCAAAAUGAUAUUCCUUCUGAAAUGAUUGCUCAACCAGGCCCAGAGAAAGAAAAUGCACGGACUGUGGUCAGAACUGUAACUUUAUCUACGAGGCAAGGUGAAGAGCCUCGGAUUCGAUUAACACUUGCAGAGAGAUUGGGGAAAAGGAAGUCUCCCAUGGGCACCGAGACUGGGAUUCCAUUAAAACGUAGCCUUGCUGAUAGACUAGGGAAAAAAAUGGAUUCACUUGAAAAUACAGAAAAAACACCAAAAAGAGUUCAAGCUCCCAGGGCUCUUAAAGAAAGAUUGGGAUUAGCAUCUGACCAAAGCAAUAUGGAAACAGAGUCUUUUGCCAAACCAACUGGUGAAAUCUAUAUUAAAACACUUGAAGAAAUUCGCUUGGAGAAAACUAGCCAAAAAAUGGGAGAAAUGCACCCCAAACCCAACGUUGAAGUGGCUUGUAUAACAAAUCCCAAUCCAGUGUCAAAACCUCCUACAGUACGGAUCAAAACUUUUUCUGAAGUCUUGGCUGAGAAAAAACAAAGGCAAAUGGAAGAGGAGCGAAUAAAAACAGAAACAGAGACUGUGUCCAAACCAAAGCAUGAGUGUGAACCUCGGAAAGAAGGGCUUCUGAGUACAGCUGUACCUAAAAGAAGAAAAUUGGAAGAGUCUUCUGUCAAAACCAAGGACUUUAGGGAAGUUCAUAUCAAAACUCUGGAGGAAAUCAAGCAGGAGAAAGCUCUCCGCAUGCAGCAAGGUUUGGAGAGCACAUCAAAGACACAGAUACAAUCUGAACGAACUAUAACUGGGAGAAGAAUGUUGCAUGCUACAAAGCUGAUAGCUCCUGAAAAGGAAGAAAAAACUCUGGUAUUGAGGUCUUCUCCAAGAAUUUCUAUAGGAAAGAUUGCUACAAAGCCUUUGAAUGAUAGUGUGAGUAAUUCACAUUCUAAAGUCUAUGUGAAGAGCUUAGAAGAAAUAAGGAAGGAGAAGCAACGGUUAAAGCAGCAGCAACAAGAGGAAAAGUCCCAGGAACUACAAGUGACUGUGCCACUUGUUGGGGAAGAAAUAGCAGAAGGAAAAAUGCCAGAAGUGACUACAAAUUCUGAAUCCUCAGUGACUAUGGGGAAAACGCGUCCACUUUCCAAAAGAUUGUUGGUGAGAUCUCAGGAGGGAACAUCAGAAGACCUGAGGCUUUGCCCGCAGGUUGCAGAACCAAGAACGAAGGCCAAACCCAAGAUGAAUGUGAAACCAUCUGGAGUGAAACCCAUUUCCCCAGCAAAACAGACACUGAAGCGAAAAAUAUCAGAGACUCAUCCCUCUGUGGCUGCAGUGAAGCCCCUGAGUCCUAUUGCAAGCACAGAAAUGAAAAAGUUUGCUUCUGAAAACACAGCUCUGGGAAGCUCACCAGAUCUUUCAAAGGACAAUAUAACUACAAUGCCCAAGAAAGUGGAUUAUAACAGCUCUGAACUGUAUAUUGAAAACCAGGUAACCUCCACAUUGCAAGCAGAGGUCGCAAACCCAAGUUCUUCCCGUGCAGCAGGAGCAAAGACCCGCAGACUGAGCUCAACAGGACCUGGGAAGAUUCAGUCUUCAGUUGAAGAUGACUUUGAUAAGCUGAUUUGGGAAAUCUCAGGAGGCAAAUUGGAAGCAGAGAUUGAUUUAGAUCCAGGAAAAGAUGAGGAUGAGCUCCUGCUUGAACUCUCUGAGAUGAUUGACAGUUGAUUUGCUACACAGCUUCAUUUUGAGAGAAAAUAAAAACUACAUGUUUUGUUGGAUUACCCUUUCUCCUAGAAGAGUUAUGACAAGUCUUAAAGCACACUUGAAACUGCUUGAAGAACUUGGCUGCAUUACUUUGUUUUGAAUUACCCUGCUGGUCAGAGAUAUGCCCCAACUAUUGCUCAUUUUAAAUAUUUUCAGAAUGAAACCAUGAACAUUUCAUCUAGAGAAGAUCCAAGACCUACUCAUAAUUCUACAUAGGAACUUUUUUUCAUCAUUAUAUUUUUUACUGAAUUGUCAUACCUAUUUUUCAGCUGUGUGGCUCAUAAUUUAUCUGUAUUUCAGAGCUUCCUUUUGCUUUUGGGGGUUAUUUUGCAGUUCGGAGUCACUUCUUGGGUUAUGUAAAUUUAAAAAAAUCCUAAAAAUGGCAGAACUAUUUAUAAUGCAGAGGAAAGGAACAUAAACUUGGACCAAGCCUACUACAUGUGCAACUUCUAUCCUUAUACUGUUGAAAAUGAAGCAACAUUUAUAUAGAAGAUGGAAUAGCACAUUUUACUCUCAUCCCACUCAUCUUGUGCCAUUUUUCAUUCAUCUAGUAUAUAGAAAUUCAUGGGGAAAGUCAUGCCCCCUUUCUAAUUUAUUCAUUUGAGAGAUAAUUUAAAACUUGCCCUGAAUGGAGAGUAUGAUGGCCUGUACUGCUGGCGCUACAUGGGGCGUUUUAAGACAACCUUGGGACUGUUGUCCUCUGGCAUCUUAAAACAGCUUGAGACAUCUCUGCUGAGCUUCUGGUUCUUUAGUUGCUCACUUAACUGUUUUUCCCCGUAACAUUAUUUUCAACCACAUGUCUACAUUGUAUUUUCUGAAUUUUCUCAUGGACUCAGCUAUGGCCAAAUGAAGAUUUAGGAAUAUUGUGUAUCCUGAAAUUCUUGUAUUUUGUAUAUUUUUUUCCAUUCUUAAUACUAUUG